This is a messenger RNA of Naegleria fowleri, 1002 nucleotides long. RefSeq lists its product as uncharacterized. Bases 1 to 1002 code for a protein of 333 amino acids. NCBI's taxonomy places the organism in Eukaryota, Heterolobosea, Eutetramitea, Acrasida, Naegleriidae. Gene Ontology annotation, biological process: regulation of transcription by RNA polymerase II. Gene Ontology annotation, cellular component: CCAAT-binding factor complex. The transcript is spliced from 2 exons. Gene Ontology annotation, molecular function: DNA-binding transcription activator activity, RNA polymerase II-specific; protein heterodimerization activity; RNA polymerase II cis-regulatory region sequence-specific DNA binding. The record is from RefSeq and is a predicted model, not a curated record.
AUGAACGAUCAUCAAAAUCAUAUUAUUCACCAGCAACAAGAGCAUCAUGAAGAAUCGAUUCUUGAUCUCUCACAUCCAUCCAAUCAUCAUCAUCAUGCGCAUCAUCAUGAAGAACAUGCUCAUUUCAUGUAUGAAGAUUUAGAGCCAACCUCUUCCAGUCAUCAUCAUCACCACCAGGAUCAUCAUUCUACAGCAGUUUUAAACACGAAUAAUUUCACUUCCGAUAAUGGGAGCAACAAUAAUAACGACGAGAACAUUGGAACCAAUUCAACCAUUGAAGCAAAUUCAUCAUCACUCUCCGAAGUUGUCUCCCAAUCACAUCAUCAUUCCUCUCUUCCACCAUCAUCCCCACAUCAUAAUAGCCUCAUGCUAUUGACAGCUGCUACUCAAAUUCACGAAGACACCCGAGAAUUAUCACCUGCAUCGUCAUCAACAGCAAAUGAUCAUCCAAGGAUGGCGACAUCAGCAUCUUCCUACGCCGACAAUACCACCACAAUAACAACAACCAUUGCACACAAUUCCAAUGCACAAACAACAUCGGAAGAUGACGAGGCAAUUGGUAACCACACACCUGGAGUUGGUGGUGGAGAUGAUGACGAUGAUGGAGUUCAUCCACUCGACACUGCCCCACCCUUUGAAUUUAAGGAACAGGAUCGUCUUCUUCCAUAUGCUAAUAUUGAGAGAAUCAUGAAAAAAACUGUUGAAAUGUUUAACAGGAGUGCCAAAAUUUCAAAAGAAGCCAAAGAAUGCAUGCAAGAAUGUGUCACAGAAUUUAUUUGUUUUGUAACUGGAGAAGCUUCGGAUUUAUGUGUGGAGGAGAAGAGAAAAACAGUGGGAGGAGAGGAUAUUCUAAAUGCACUCGAAAAAUUAGGAUUUGAAAAUUAUGUCCCAGCAUUGAAAGAAUGUUUGAAACAACAUCGAGAUGUCCACAAGAGUGACAAGAAGGGAUCUUCGAGUAAAUCCAAGAAAAAGUCCAAAUCAAAAUCAGUCGAGGAGGAUUAA